Paramecium pentaurelia is the source of this 2309-nucleotide messenger RNA. NCBI's taxonomy places the organism in Eukaryota, Ciliophora, Oligohymenophorea, Peniculida, Parameciidae. The record is from the annotation of a GenBank genome assembly.
AUGAAAACACUUAAAUGGGGUAUUAUUAUCUAAAAUAGUAAGGAUUAGAACGUGUUGACGUAUUUGGUUAAAUAGUAUUUCUUCGUAUGAAUAAAUAAGCCUAUUUUAGAACAAAAAUAGGAGGUACAAUAUCAUUAGCAGUCUUAUUUUUAAUGAUAUAUUUCUACUCUUAAAGUUUACAAUCUUUUUUCCUUAAAGAAUAAUUAAGAGUUAUCUCAGCCAAUUAAUAUGAAGAUGAAGUUUAAUCAAUAUAAUUAGAUCAAUCUGAUUUCAUGUUUGCUUUUAAAAUAGAGUAAAAUAAUUUUACUACAUCGCCUUUUUUUAAUUUAACACUGGAAUAAAAGUAAAUUGAAUAAAAUGAUAUUCAAGAAUAUACUAAAGGCUACCAAAUGGUUAAUAAAACAAGAUAUCAAAUAUCAUACCUUUAGUGUCUUGUACAAGUGACAGAUUCUAAUCCACUUUCUCUAGAUAUGGAAUUGAUUUCAUAGAAAAUUUCAAUAGUUUUGGAAUUAAUGAUUUUUUAUGUCCAGAGUAAAAUAUAUUAUAAUUAUUUAAGGUAUAAUAACACAAUAUUUGUUGGAGGUACUUACACAAGUAAAUAUUAAAACCAUUUAUAUAGGCAGUGAUUUUCAAUUUUUAACAUUAACUAUAUCAAAUUGUGAAAGUAAUAAUAAAAUUUCAUGUGCAUCAAAAGAAACAGUUGAUCAGUAUUUUUAAAGUACUGGAUCUUUUAAGUUGUAAAUUUAUACUAUCAAUCAAGUAUAGAUAUCUAUUACAAUUAUUAGAUAAUAAAUCCUUAUAAAUAAAGAUAUAGAUCAGCAUUUUUGGAUGAUCAAAUAUAUUUUACAUUUGUACCAAAUUAACUUAAUAGAAAAGCAAAUAUAUAUUUUAGAAAAUAUGAAUUUCUUAAUGAUGAAAGUUUAUUACCAUUUAGGUAUUAAUAAUAAUGAUCAAAAGUGAUAUAUAAGAAGAUACAGUUUUUUUAAUUGAUUAAUCAGAUAUAAAAGAGAUGUCAGACAUUGGUACUACUCUUGAUGCAUCUUAUGCAACAUUUAAUUUUCGAUUGAAUCCAUUUAAAACUAAAUUCACUAGAAGUUAUUAAAAAGUAGAUGAGCUUUUAUCAAAUCUUGGAGGUAUCUAAUAAAUAUUCUUCUUUUUUAUUGGAUUACUAGUUGGUUUAUAUAAUAGAAUACAAUGUAUGAUUAUCAAUUAUAAUAAGUUUUGGUUGAAUUGGCAAAUAAAUUAUUUGAAUUCUAAUUAGAUUCAACUAUUUAAAAUAGAUAAUAUUAAGAAAAUCUUGAAUUGAUUGAUGAAUUCAUGUAGCAUCGAGAAAAUCAUCUUCAUAUAAAUUCUAAUGCAGAAAUAGAUGAAUUAGAAAAUUAAUAAGUAGAUGAUAAACUUUCUCCUGAUAUUUCACAAAGAUAUAAUUUACUUAAUCUAUUUUUAAAUACUGGAGCUAUAGUAUCAAAAGCUACAAAUCAUUCAAAAUCAAGUAAAGAAACAAGCAAAUAACAUUAUAUAUUGGCUGAAAAAUUAAAAUUCAUAUCAGGACUUGAUUAUUUUUAACAAUAAAUAAUAAAAAUUAUAGAACGGCAGAAACCAAUUUAUUUAGAUUUUCAGAUUUUCUGCAAUUAUUUUAGUUGUGGCAAACUCUUUAAAAAUUAACCAAAAGUUAUUCUAAUGAAUAAAGCAUUGUAAUUUAAUUUAUUAAUUAUUAUUAAAGUGAUAACAUAAUUGAUUAAUUAGAUGUUCAUCAUAUAUUAUUGAAAUUAAAUGAAUUAGAAAAGCUCAAAGAAACUAUUUUUAAUUAUAAAUAAUUGAUGAUGUUUAAUUUCACUCCAAAACCUUUAAUAAAUCUUGAUAGUAUUACUAAAGAACCCUCAAGGUAACUCAUUGAAUAAAUAGUUAAAUCUCCUGAAACAAUGGGUAAGAUUGUUAUUAUAUUAAAAUAGAUAAAACAGAUUUUGAAACAAUUGAAAUGAUUAAUUAUAAAAAAAUGAGUAGAAAUUAACCAAAUCUUUUUGGAGAUUACUUAAUUUAUUCUAAAAUAUUUAAUGUAAAAUUUAUUGUAUAAAUAAAAUAAGGCAUAUGAUGAUAUUUUAUAAUCAAGUGAUACUGUAUAUUCAAAUAGAGCAUUGAUUCAAAAACUUGGACCUGAAUUAUAGAUAGUUUUUAAGUUAUCUAAAUUGAUAGAUAUACAACAUAAAAUUUAUAAUAAAUAAAGAAAUCCAACUAGGAGAGGUGCUGUAUAAUAAGAAGAGGAAGAUCUUUGUGUAAAAAUGUUUGAUUAAUAGAGCUAAUAAAAUUGA